AAUCUGACUCAGAACGGGUGUGGUAGAUCACGUCCACCCUGGCAGAGGAAGUAAAAGCCCCUCUCCAGACGGUGCUGCUACAGAUAUACACACCUCAAGACAGCACAAGAACAGGACCUACUACAGUAUCACCACGACUCAACUCGCUCUACGUUCACGAUCAAGGCGAGGCAUGGACCCCAACGUAAAACUAUGGUCGGCGCUGCCUGCGGCGAAUAUCAGAGGCGCAGAGGAGGCGUUGGCUGCCGGGGCCAACGUAAAUCUACAGAAUUCCGAGGGCGACAGUCCCCUCCACGCCGCGGCCCUCAGGGGAGAAGCGCCCGUCGUCCGCCUCCUACUGACCCACGGAGCUCAAGUAAAUGCAGAUGAUGACGAGGGUUUCACACCGCUCAUGGUGGCAGCGCUUAACGGCCACACAACUGUCCUAAAGGAGCUGUUAGCUGGUGGGGCGAACCCGAACCAGACCAGACUAGACACCGGGGAGACGGCUCUGCACCUGGCCAUGAACAGUAACAGCCGACAGGUAGUCACUGCGCUGCUUGACGCCGGCGUUGAUGUUAAUGCUCAGACGAGUAAUGAUAAGUCCACACCGCUGCAUGUUGCUGCAGAGUUUGAUAAUCAGCGCCUGGCCAGGGUGCUAGUGGGCCACCCAGUGUGUGACAUUCUGAUGAAAAACAGCAGCGGCAAAACCGCUGCUCAAGUAGCCACAGACCACGAUCACCACCGCUUGGCAGAGUACCUGGUCAUGUGCAGCUCACCAAACAGCCCCGUUGACCAGAUGCUUGUGUCCGCCAUACUAGCACUGGAUGUUGACAAGGCGGCAGAGGCGGUGGCUGCCGGUGCCAAUGUCAACCUACAAGCUCCUGGAGGUAAUACUCCCCUCCACGCUGCCGCCCUCAGAGGGGAGGCGCCCAUCAUCCUCCUCCUACUGACCCAUGACGGUGAUGUAAACAAGGCCGACGAUGACGGUUUCACACCACUCAUGGUGGCUGCACUCAACGGUCGUCUGGACGCCGUGAAGGACUUGAUGGCUGGUGGGGCCAACCCCAAGUUGACCCGUUUAGACACCGGGGAGACGGCUCUGCACAUGGCUAUGAUCAGUAACAGCCGGGAGGUGGUCACUGCGCUGCUUGAUGCCGGCGCCGACGUCAAUGCUCAGACGAAAGACAAAUCCACACCGUUGCAUGUUGCUGCAGAGUUUAAUAAACAGCACCUAGCUGAGAAGCUAUUGAAGCACCCGACGUGUGAUGCAACCUUAGAGGACGUAAAUGGCCACACUGCCGCCCAGGUGGCCAGAAUGUUUCGCCAUGAUACACUGGCCUCCAUGCUGGGUGGUGCUGACGACGUGGACAGCUCUCUGACCGCGUCACCACUACAAGAAGCGGGAAUGACGGUGCAGGUGGUGUUUGGAAGACCUAUGCCGCCCGGAGAAAACGUGUAUAAGUGUACCACAAACCCCAAGGGCCACGUCCUCAUCCUCAACUACGAGUUCACUGGUACACAUAAUGAACGUCGUGGCUCUACUACCGACGUCAAAAACCUCAACAAUGUCUUUACACAAAUGGGCUACAGGGUGACGACUCACAAGGAUCUAAACAAACAAGAAUCAAUAAAAGCCCUCGAAGAGUUCCGCAACAACGAGGAGCUGGGUAAGGUGGACUCUGUGUUCGUCUGUGUCCUCUCCCACGGCGAGGACAAAGAAACCUUCUACACAGCUGACAAUAAGACACUUACAGUGAACGAGGUCCGUAACAUGUUCACCGACAACGAGUGUCCCAACCUGAAGGGCAAACCUAAAGUCUUCCUCAUGAACUUCUGCCGUGGGAAAAAGAAGGAGAAGGGCUGCAUCAUCGACAAAACACGUACAGAUUCUGUUAUGAUACCAAGAAGCCCCGAACACCACAGCGACUCCACAGAUUCAGUGAUGGAAGUCCCCAGAGAUAUGUUCACAUUCUACGCCACCGUCGAGGGGAUCAUGGCUCUUCGGAAUGUUUAUGAAGGGACUUUCUUCGUACAGGCGCUCUGUCAGAUACUCGCUGCGUACGCUCACAGAGACCACCUGUCGGAACUAGCCCUCAAAGUGAGGAAUCAUAUGGUGGACAGGAUGUGCGGCACCACACCGGACUGGGAGGAUUACUUCUUUAAGAAGUUUUACCUCAACCCCACGAGUCAAACAGGACGCUGAAGGCGGCAAUACCUCCCACCAGUGUACACAACCUCGGCUCUCCCUCCGUCACAACUUAUACUUGGUUUAGGUUCAUUAUACUGACUCUUUGAUUAUAGCUUUAGGUUCAUUAUACUGACUCUUUGAUCAUAGCUUUAGGUUCAUUAUACUGACUCGUUGAUCAUAGCUUUAGGUUCAUUAUACUGACUCGUUGAUUAUAGCUUUAGGUUCAUUAUACUGACUCUGAUUAUAGCUUUACUACAUAAUAUUUGCUUACUUCAUCAUAAAAGGGUUUUGAGUACUAGUUAUGGCUGUAAUGAUAUUUUGAAACAAGUGUGCAACUGUAUACGUACAUGUUUAAGAGUACAAUACAACCCUCUCUCUCUCUCUCUCUCUCUCUCUCUCUCUUUACUCAUGUGUUUGCCAUUGACGACACAUUAAUAAAAAGAGUUACAUGCAA
Homarus americanus (American lobster) is the source of this 2624-nucleotide messenger RNA. RefSeq names its product ankyrin-3-like. Gene Ontology annotation, biological process: proteolysis. Gene Ontology annotation, cellular component: cytoplasm. Gene Ontology annotation, molecular function: protein binding; cysteine-type endopeptidase activity. The transcript is spliced from 7 exons. Bases 173 to 2185 code for a protein of 670 amino acids. Lineage: Eukaryota; Metazoa; Arthropoda; Malacostraca; Decapoda; Nephropidae. The record is from RefSeq and is a predicted model, not a curated record.